UUGAGAACACCACUUUCCCUAACAGAUAACAAAGCACAGCCUUGCCGGAGUAGCACCGAACCCAACUUACAGCCGUGAAAGCUAAAUCUGACCGGGAACUCAGCCGGAGUUGGUCGCCGUCCGCCCUUGACAGGGAGAAAACCCGUACAGGUUUGAAUUGGAUAUGACCGACUAGCAAAUAUUUGAAUCUCAAAUGUCGAUUCUUUCUCUGUUGCCAACAAACUAUCCAGCUUUCCUUCAUAAAGAUACUUCUUUUCUGCAUUCAAAGUUUCCAGCAAGAAUUGGUUAUUACCACAGAGAUGGUUCUGUUGCACCUCAAGCAAAUUGUAAAGCCAACAUAAAACAAAAAUAUUCAAACAAUAUCAGCACCAAGAUUGUGAUGUCUGCUUCAAGUAAUGACCAGCAGUAUAUAAGCUAUGAUGAUUCGCCCGAGGAGCCCAUUUUGCUAACACUGAUCAAAGAAUCCUUAUGGGGUUUAAAAUCUUUAUUUGUGUUUUUAAUUGAGCAACCUAGCCAGCUGAAAUACAUCGAGUGGCCAAGCUUUAGUAAUACGCUGAGAACUGCGACACUGACUCUUGUUAUUGUGGCAUUUCUUCUUGUUGCAUUAUCAUCUGUUGAUUCGGCUCUCAGCUACCUUUUGAAUUUAGCUCUUCGGAAGAGCACAUAGCAGGCAGUAUUGUUCAUGUCACCACAUUACUGUGUAAGCAGUUUACUUAUGAUGCUUGUAAUCUGUUUAGGUCCAUCCUUGUUAGCAUUUAAUUGUUGACUCCUAUUGUGAACUUAAAAUGAUUAAGCUAUUCUAGUAGCUUUUAUCAAA
Vicia villosa (hairy vetch) is the source of this 817-nucleotide messenger RNA. RefSeq lists its product as uncharacterized. Gene Ontology annotation, biological process: protein targeting. The record is from RefSeq and is a predicted model, not a curated record. NCBI's taxonomy places the organism in Eukaryota, Viridiplantae, Streptophyta, Magnoliopsida, Fabales, Fabaceae. The transcript has 6 exons. Gene Ontology annotation, cellular component: membrane. Bases 194 to 667 code for a protein of 157 amino acids.